AUGACUAAUGUUGACUCAAUAACAAACAAAUUUUUUGAUCUAAAAAUUUUUCUACAAAGUUUGGAUGUUGCACCUGAUCUAAUUGCUUUGAGUGAAGUUAAUCCUAAAAAUUUCAAUCAAUGUAGAGUUUUAUCAGAGUUCUGUCUGGAUGAUUACUCAAUCAUUUCUUCUGGUUUUGCUGAACAACACAGAAGAGGUUUAAUGUUGUUUUGUAAGAGAUCAUUACUAUUAACUGAAAUAAAUUUAAAUUCAUCAUUCAAAGAGUACAUAAUAGUUAAACUAUGUGUUUCUAAUAGAGUUUUAAAUAUUCUCUUUGUUUAUAGAAGUCCAAACUCUAAUGUUGGAAAUAAUGAUCUUUUGCUGAAGUUGAUAAAUGAUGUGCUGGCAUUACCUGGUGAAACCCUAUUGUUUGGGGACUUUAAUUUUCCUGACAUUAACUGGGACACGUCCAGUUUUAAAGGUAAUGAUGAGAGGGUUGAAAACAAAUUUUUGGAUCUUCUUAAAGAUAAAUUUUUAAUACAACACAUCAGUCAUCCAACAAGAUUUAGAGAUGGUCAGACAUCAAAUAUCCUGGAUCUGGUGAUUUCAUCCCAGGAAUUUAUAAAUAACAGCAUACAUUACCCACCUCUAGGUAACAGUGAUCACUCAAUUUUGGAAUUCAAGUUGACUGGUUUUUGUUGUUCAGCCAUGGAAUGUGAUAAAAAGUAUUGUUUUGAUUUGGGUGAUUAUAUAAAUUUUAGAAAUGUACUGGGGGUCUUCUUGCAGACAUAA
This is a messenger RNA of Helobdella robusta, 771 nucleotides long. RefSeq lists its product as hypothetical. Gene Ontology annotation, molecular function: catalytic activity. The transcript is spliced from 2 exons. NCBI's taxonomy places the organism in Eukaryota, Metazoa, Annelida, Clitellata, Rhynchobdellida, Glossiphoniidae. The coding region runs from base 1 to 771 and encodes 256 amino acids. The record is from RefSeq and is a predicted model, not a curated record.